Calidris pugnax (ruff) is the source of this 787-nucleotide messenger RNA. Its product is annotated as feather keratin Cos2-3-like. The record is from RefSeq and is a predicted model, not a curated record. Gene Ontology annotation, molecular function: structural constituent of cytoskeleton. Gene Ontology annotation, cellular component: intermediate filament. The transcript has a single exon. Bases 20 to 328 code for a protein of 102 amino acids. Lineage: Eukaryota; Metazoa; Chordata; Aves; Charadriiformes; Scolopacidae.
GCACCUCUGAAGCCAAGACAUGUCCUGCUACGACCAGUGCCGGCCCUGCUGCCAGCCCUGCGGCCCAACCCCACUGGCCAACAGCUGCAACGAGCCCUGUGUCAGGCAGUGCCAGAACUCCACCGUCGUCAUUGAGCCUCCUGCUGUGGUGGUGACCCUGCCCGGCCCCAUCCUCAGCUCCUUCCCUCAGAACACCGUGGUGGGAUCCUCCACCUCUGCUGCUGUUGGCAGCAUCCUCAGCUGUGACGGAGUCCCCAUCAACUCUGGGUGCUGUGACCUCUCCUGCAUUACCAGCCGCUACUGUGGCAGCAGAUGCCCUCCCUGCUAAAGAUGUAAGCAGUAGCCAGUGGUACAAGGACCCCCUGGAACUCAGAACUUGGUGUUGGACAGAGGAUUAAACUACAUCUACAUACUACAUUAAACAAGAGCAGCUGACCAUCUCUGACUUGCCCUGCAAGGGCAGACGUGAAGAUGUCAACCUGGGCUCUCUGAAAACAUGGCCAAUGUCUACCCUUCCUGUUCCUGUCUUUCUCGCACUCUUUUUGUCUCUUUUCUUUGUUUCCUUGUGUUCCCCUCAAAGCCUGUUGUGAUACCCCAGAAACCAUCCUAGAGGGACCUGCAGCCUGUCUCCCUUUGCUGGGCACAUCAACAGAUGCCCUGUGGGAACUCUGCCACAGGAAAAGGGAAACACAUUUUUGUCGGCUCUUUCUGCUCCCCACAUGGGGGGACUCCACUUGAUGUGACCCCAUUUCCCUCUUUAGACUCAUUAAACAAUUGUUGCAACCCU